UACAAGCGAGUCACCUCAACAAGCUUUAUUAACAAACGAAGCUGACACACGGACAUACACAUGUUCCCCGCAGUCCCCGUGGAUUAGAGGCGACGUGGAGCUGCGGGUACCGGAUCCCGCCACAGACCGUACUACUGAGUCGGAGGCGCCAUGACGGCGGUGGAGAUGCAGCUGAGCGCCCUGCUCCUGCGGGAGCACUACGGGGAGAUCGUGGAUCGGGUGGGCUCCUUCCUUAUCCGGACGGGUGCUCAGCCCCUCAGGGUCAUCGUCAGCGAGACCGGGACCUCGAGUGACCAGGUGAAGAAGGCGCUGUGCGUCCUCAUCCAGCACGGCCUGGUGACCUAUCAGAUGCACAAGCGCGGCUUCGUGGAGUACUCCGCCCAGAGCGACCGCUGCCUCCGCAUCCUCCGCUUCCCCCGCUUCAUCUACACCGCCAAGACUCUGUACGGGGACACCGGGGAGCUCAUCGUGGAGGAACUGCUGCUGAACGGCAAGAUGACGCUGACCGCCGCCAUCAGGAAGGUCGCCGACCGGCUGACCGAGACCAUGGAAGAUGGGAAGAGCGUGGAGUACAGCGAGGUUUUGGCAACUUUCAGCCAGCUGGCGGACACGCACUUUGUACAGAGGUGCCCGACCAUCGCCGAGGGCACCGCGGAGGGACGUCCGCCCCCAGCCCCCACACUGGUCACCGAAGAAAAGGAAAUGUACAUAGUCCCCAAAGUCACCCUGAUAGGGAGAGGGAAGCGGCGACGUUCCUCAGACGAUGACGAAGGCGCCACCCGGAGCAAGCGGGCGAAGAAAGACUCUGGUGUAGAGAGCGGCCAGGACGACGGCAUUUAUUGGCAGAUCAACAUGGUUCGCUUCCACCAGCACUUCAGGGACCAGGCGGUCAUCAGCGCCGUGUCCAAUAAGAUGGACCAGACCAGCAGCGAGAUAGUCCGCACCAUGCUGAGAAUGAGCGAGGUCACCACCUCCUCCAACGCCGCAUUCACGCAGCCGCUCUCCUCCAACGAGAUAUUCCGGGCUUUACCCGCCGGAUACAACAUAGCCAAGCAGGUGUUAGACCAGUACCUGACGCUGCUGGCGGACGACCCGCUGGAGUUCGUAGGCCGGUCGGGGGACAGUGGCGGCGGUAUGUUCGUCAUCAAUCUUCAUAAAGCCAUCGCCUCUCUUGCCAUCGCCAACCUGGAAUCCAUAGUCCAAGAGAGGUUCGGCUCUCGCUGUGCCCGCAUCUACCGCCUCCUGCUCCGUAAGAGGCAUUUGGAGCAGAAGCAGGUGGAGGAUUUUGCGAUGAUCCCAGCGAAGGAAGCGAAAGAAAUGUUAUACAAGAUGUUAUCGGUCAACCUGGUCACACUGCAGGAAAUUCCCAAAACCCCGGAUCACGCCCCAUCUAGAACUUUCUACCUUUACGCAGUAAAUCCCCUCUCAGCGGCCCGGAUGUUACUGCAGAGAUGUUACAAGACUGUGGCAAAUCUGAUCGAGAGGCGACAGUUCGAGACCAAGGAGAACAAGAGGCUGCUGGAGAAAUCCCAGAGGAUCGAGGCCAUCAUCGCCUCCAUGCAGGCCACCGGGGCCGAGGACUCCCAGCUGCAGGAGAUCGAGGAGAUGAUCACCGCUCCGGAACGCCAGCAGCUCGAGAACCUGAAACGGAACGUCAACAAACUGGACGCCAGCGAGAUCCAGGUGGAUGAGACCAUCUUCAUUCUGGAGUCGUAUAUAAAUAGCACGAAGGCCAAGAGCACGUGACACAUGGACCCCCCCCCCCCCCAUAUUCUUGUAUAUAGGUCACAUGACAUGGGCCGGACUGGUGUUGCACAAUUUGAGUUGUGGCGUCACACGCGGGAUGAUUCGUCACUGAUAGAGCCUGUCAAAUAAAUCUUCUCU
Molecule: messenger RNA, 1884 nt
Organism: Hyla sarda
Lineage: Eukaryota; Metazoa; Chordata; Amphibia; Anura; Hylidae
Gene: POLR3C
Product: RNA polymerase III subunit C
Exons: 15
Coding region: 151-1746 (531 amino acids)
Biological process (GO): DNA-templated transcription
Cellular component (GO): RNA polymerase III complex
Molecular function (GO): single-stranded DNA binding
Source: RefSeq, a predicted model, not a curated record